CACAUUGUGUGUAGAGGUGGCCUUAUAGUUAUGAGUAAGGAGUUUUUCAUUUUUAUUUAAAAACCUCAGGGGAAUCUACUGACAACAUGAUGUUGCCAACUGCCCUCAUUGUAGUUUUGGCUGCUGCCUUUAUACAGGUAUCUGAUGCUAAGAAUCAAGUCAACCAGAAUCUAGGGGAUGUGCAUUCAACAAAAAGUAAGGACGCCUGGAAACCAGUUGUCGGUCCGACUCGAGCAGAGAUUGAAAAAAUGGUCAGGGAAGAUGGUGCUUUCAAAUCAAUUGUCAAAGAGACCUGGGAAUUGGUGGCUGCAACAUUAAUGGAACCAAUACACAUUCUCUGCAGUAUAAUUGGAACUAUGAUAACAAUUCUGAAAUUGGCAAUCGAGAGUUUACGACAAACAGGAGUGUCUUUGAUGCAGAUGAGCAAGACUGUAUGAGAAAUGCAUCAAUAGGUGAAGAGUCUGUUACCAUAACUAUCAAACAUAAUAAAGCUCUGUAGUCUUCAUUGUUA
Macrosteles quadrilineatus (aster leafhopper) is the source of this 511-nucleotide messenger RNA. RefSeq lists its product as uncharacterized. The transcript has 3 exons. The coding region runs from base 87 to 437 and encodes 116 amino acids. Lineage: Eukaryota; Metazoa; Arthropoda; Insecta; Hemiptera; Cicadellidae. The record is from RefSeq and is a predicted model, not a curated record.